AUGUCUACAUCCUACUUGCGCCUUAAUCCACUUCCAUUCUCUUCUCUGCCUCCUCAUCCGUCCCUCAACAACAACCGGCAAGAACGAGGGCAAGAAGACAGCCUCGGCCUCAAACAAUUCCUAACAUCCAUUUUCAGCGAAGCCACAGCACUUAUCUCAUCUACCACAAACCCUCAGACUCAAACAUUCAAACCAGACCGCAAACCACGCUCCUCAGCCCCGUCAACCGCCAAAGUCCAACUUCUCACUUCUUCAUCUUCUUCCAGCGGCAGCAGCAAUGACUACUGGGUCUGCCGCAAAAGCAUCCAUGCCGACAAGGCCCAAAAAGGGAGUGCUUCCUGGGCCGAGUUCGAGCAUGGAUUGAGAGAGAACCACUCCGAGAACGAGAUGGAUUAUACGCCUAGCGUGGCUUCGGUAGAGCAUUUGGUGCAGUGGCCCGUGAUUGAUUCUCUUGAAGAGUGGAAGGGAGUCGAUAUGCAUGCCGCUCUGAUUUCACCCAGGACAUUUAUUUCACUUGUCAUUUCUGCCUAUGAGCCAGCUGCUACCGCUGAUGCUGCUGCUAGUCCUGAUAACAACAGCAAUGAAACCCCCCUCCAAGGCUUCUAUACGAUUCAAAUCCCGCUUUUGUUCAAGAAGGAGUCGCGGGAUAAUUUGCUGCCAGAAUCUCUCAGAAGUAAAAUCACAUCUGCCGUGCCUAAGAAUACCAUUUUUGCGCAUUAUGCUAGUGUUGAGCGUGUCCGUUUGUUGCCUGCUGCUAGUACUACCACUGGAGAGAGCAGUGGUAGUGGCCAGCGCAUUGAAUGGAUAAUGGCGACUACGUCGGAUGCGGGAGGCCUUAUUCCGCAGUGGGUGCAGCGGAGUUGGACAAUGGGCGGGGUGCCCAAGGCGGUUGUGGCUGAUGUGGGACUGUUUCUGGGCUGGGUUGAGAGGAAGAGGUCUGAUUCUUGA
Talaromyces atroroseus is the source of this 948-nucleotide messenger RNA. RefSeq lists its product as hypothetical. NCBI's taxonomy places the organism in Eukaryota, Fungi, Ascomycota, Eurotiomycetes, Eurotiales, Trichocomaceae. The transcript has 2 exons. The record is from RefSeq and is a predicted model, not a curated record. The coding region runs from base 1 to 948 and encodes 315 amino acids.